This is a messenger RNA of Zingiber officinale, 2003 nucleotides long. Its product is annotated as exocyst complex component EXO70B1-like. The record is from RefSeq and is a predicted model, not a curated record. The transcript has a single exon. Gene Ontology annotation, cellular component: exocyst. Gene Ontology annotation, molecular function: phosphatidylinositol-4,5-bisphosphate binding. Lineage: Eukaryota; Viridiplantae; Streptophyta; Magnoliopsida; Zingiberales; Zingiberaceae. The coding region runs from base 1 to 1929 and encodes 642 amino acids. Gene Ontology annotation, biological process: exocytosis.
AUGGAAGAGAACGGCGAGGAGAAGCUGAUUGCCGCCGUCCGCCACAUCGCCAAGACGCUGGGCCGGACUGAGACUAUGGCCGAUGACAUCCUCCAAGUCUUUUCCUCUUUCGACGGCCGAUUCUCCCUCGACAAGCUCUCCUCCGACCGUCCUCUCCCUCACCGUCGUCCUCCCGCGGAUUCUCCCCCUUCUGCUGCCGUAGCCCCCGCGGUUACUGGCGGUGGACGAGAGGCAGACGACCAUCGACCACUCUCCCUGGAGCGCACCAUUCGCACCCUCGACCGUCAGAUCUCCCGCUUCGUUUCCUCCGACAGCCUCAUCUGGUCUGACGCUGCGGAUGCUGCUGCUUUCCUUGAGGCGGUUGAUGACCUACUCGCUACCAUCCACGACCUUGACUCUCCCUCCGUCCCGACCGAUAAGCCCCUUCUUGACCGCGCCGAUGAUCUGCUCCAGCGUUGCAUGCUCCGUCUUGAGGAAGAGUUUCGCGCCAUCCUUGACCGAUCAGAUGGUGCCGUAAUUUCCACGCCACCAUCUCAUGACUCGGACUCUGAUGGUGCUGACGCGGACGAUGACCGCAUCCCCGUCGCUGCCCCCGUUGACGACUAUAAUCUCGUCAUCGAUGCCCUUCCGCCAGGCUCUGUCGCUGAUCUCCACGCCAUCGCCCGCCGGAUGGUCGCGGCUGGGUUCGGCCGCGAAUGUGCGGAAGCCUACGGAGUUUCCCGCCGAGGAUUCGUCGACGAAUCUAUCGCCCGGCUAGGCCUUCGCCCCCGCCCUGCUGAUGAGGUUCAGGCCACCCCCUGGCCUGAGCUUGAGGACGAUAUCGCCCGCUGGGUCAAGGGUGCGAAAAUGGCAUUCCUAAUUCUCGUCCCCAGUGAGCGCCGCCUCUGCGAACGCGUUUUUGCCUCCUUACCUCCCUUCGCGGACCUUACUUUCGCCGCCGCCUGCCGCCCGGCAGCCGCCAGCCUCCUCUCCUUCGCAGAUGCUGUUGCGGCCGGCCCACGUGAGCCCGAGCGCAUUUUCCGCCUUGUGGACAUGUACGAGACGCUCCGCGACCUGCUCCCCGAACUCGACCACCUCCUCUCCGAACAGUACUCUGUCACUCUCCGCGCGGAGGUUGCCGCGGCUCACAGGGCGCUGGGAGCAGCGAUCCGGGGAAUAUUCAUCGAGCUCGAGAACCUUAUUCGUCGUGACCCAGCCAAGGCCGCCGUGCCUGGGGGCGGUCUCCACCCGAUCACUCGCUACGUAAUGAACUACCUCCGAGCAGCGUGCGCCUCCCGGCGGACCCUCGAAGAAGUUAUGGACGAGGACGCUGCUGGUGCUGGCGUUCCGCCCGAUCGCCACCCGCCCUCGUCCUCCUUGUCUCUUCAGGUAGCGUGGAUCAUGGACGUGCUCCAGUCCAACGUCGAGGCCAAGUCGAAGGUAUACCCGGAGCCACCCCUCAGCUACAUCUUCCUGAUGAACAACACUCGUUACAUGACCCAGAAGGCUAGUGACUGCGAGCUGGGGGCGCUUUUGGGCGACGACUGGAUCCGACGACAGAUAGGAAUGGUGCGUCGGUGGGGCCACGACUACCAGCGGACGACGUGGACCAAGGUGGUCGCGGUGCUGCGGAUGGACGGCGUCAGCGCUGCGGCCACCUCCUCUUCGGCCGCGGCCGUGAAGGCGUUGCGGGAGCGUCUACGCGUGUUCAACAACUACCUGGAGGAUAUAUGGAGGGUGCAAAGCGAGUGGGUAGUGACGCACGACCAACUCCGGACGGAGCUGAGGGUGGCUGUGGCGGCGCUGGUGCUGCCAGCCUAUCGCAACUUCAUCGGCCGGCUGCGUGCCACUGCAGAUUCCGGAAAGCUGGCCGACCGCUACAUUAAGUACAGCGUAGAGGACGUCGAGGCUAGGAUCAACGAGCUGUUUGAAGGCGUUCGUCGGCUGUGAUAGCUACUUUCACCAUUGUCGUCGUUAUAUUUAUGAAACAUACAUAAUACAUGGUGUUGCAUGUUUAAUUUGUA